AUGGGUGGCGACGGCGACGCGCUCGACAAUGACAAGAUCAUGGUCUGCGACGGGUGCUGCUGCUGCUACGACGGCCUGCUCUUCGGGGAUGGUUGCAUUGGGUGCAUGGCAAGCGAGACCAUGUGCUGCCUGGAGGUCGAGUACUGCUGCAAGUCAGGACAGGAGAGUCUCUGCUGCAUCUGCUGCGCGAUGCGCUGCGUCUCGCCCACAGUGUGCAUCAAGUCGCAGGGCCAGAUGUGCUGCCUUGCUGGGGCGGCCGCCAUCCCGUGCGACGAGGAGGUUCCCUGCCUGGUCGGCUCGUGCGGCAUCAUCUGCUACCCAACGAUGGCCAUCUGCAAGACGCUGGGCGACAUCAAGGGUGGGGGUGACGGGGGUGGACCCGACGCUGAGCAGGUGGGCUGA
Messenger RNA from Prorocentrum cordatum, 402 nucleotides. The record is from the annotation of a GenBank genome assembly. NCBI's taxonomy places the organism in Eukaryota, Dinophyceae, Prorocentrales, Prorocentraceae.